This is a messenger RNA of Vicia faba (fava bean), 1227 nucleotides long. NCBI's taxonomy places the organism in Eukaryota, Viridiplantae, Streptophyta, Magnoliopsida, Fabales, Fabaceae. The record is from the annotation of a GenBank genome assembly.
AUGAACGUCGGUGACCUACACAAGGUUUGGGAAAUCAAAGCUCUGAAGAGAAAGCCAGGAGAAGAACAAGCUCACAAGAUGUUGGAGAAGAUUGCCAAACAAGUUCAGCCUAUCAUGCAUAAACACAAAUGGAGGGUCAAACUUCUCUCUGAGUUCUACCCAAACAAUCCAUCUCUUCUAGGGUUGAAUGUUGGAGCUGGUAUUCAGGUUAAGUUGCGGCUACGGAGGCCAAACAGGGAUACGGACUUUUACCCAUAUGAUCAAGUUUUAGAUACGAUGCUUCAUGAGCUUUGUCAUAAUGCGCAUGGUCCUCAUAAUAGCAGCUUCUAUAAGCUUUGGGAUGAACUUAGAAAGGAAUGUGAAGAGUUGAUGUCUAAGGGGAUAACUGGCUCUGGAGAAGGGUUUGAUCUCCCAGGAAGGCGCUUGGGUGGUUAUUCUCGUCAACCUCCACUCUCAUCUCUACGUAAAACUGCACUUUCAGCUGCAGAAAAGAGAUCAAAGUUGGGAUCUCUUCUUCCAUCUGGACCAAAUCGUAUUGGUGGUGAUAGUGUUAUAAUGAAGGCACUUACUCCGGUACAAGCAGCUGCGAUGGCUGCAGAAAGGAGAUUACAGGAUGACUUAUGGUGUGGUUCCCAAUCAUGUGAUCCUUCAGAUCAUGGAGAUAGUAACUAUGAAUCUGCUGAAAACCAUCUAAAUAAGCAGAUGGUUGUGGGAAGCUCAAAACCAACUGAAAAUUCUACUCUAGCAUUGGAUCCGACAUCUCGAAAAAGAAGCCGUGGCAAGGAUUCAAGUUUACCACUUCAUUCAUCUAGUAAUCAUACAUUUGUUGAUUUGACCAUGGAUACACCAAAAAAGGGAUGUGUCGAUGAAAAUCAGACUGGGUCUCAACGAAGAAGUUUUGGAUUAGAAUUCAUUCCAUAUUCUCAAUCGAGUUCUCAAGCUGGAUCUACUUCAAAUUUAUCAACUUCAUCUGGGUCACUAUCUGGUGAUAAUAGAACACUUCAUUCUGAAGAAAAUGCAAUGUGGCAGUGUCUGACAUGCACUCUGUUAAAUAAAUCAUUAGCCCCUAUAUGUGAAUUGUGUGGCACACAACAGCCGAGAGAUGUUACUACCAAGCACAACACUUGGUCUUGUAAAUUUUGCACGUUGGAGAACAGUGCGAAGUUGGAGAGAUGCUCAGCCUGUGACCAGUGGAGAUACUCUAAUGGCCCCAAUCUUGGCCCUUGA